Drosophila kikkawai is the source of this 1737-nucleotide messenger RNA. Its product is annotated as transmembrane protein 164. The record is from RefSeq and is a predicted model, not a curated record. NCBI's taxonomy places the organism in Eukaryota, Metazoa, Arthropoda, Insecta, Diptera, Drosophilidae.
ACGGAACACAGUGGUAGUCGUCGGCAGCCAUUCGCCCAGCACCAACGUCGCGCUUUUCGUCGCUAAUUUUUCUCGCCCGCAAUUUGCAUUGCAAAUGCAGAUAUGCAGGCGAAAUGUAAUUGAGCGAAAAACGACAAGUGAAUUUACUGUAGUUACGGUUUUCGGUCGGUAAAGUUGACAGCGCGUCGGUUAUUCACUGAGUCAGGCACAUACGGAGAGGUUCAGCCCAGACCACGUGGCCUGCUCCAGACGAAGGACCAAUAGAAUUAAAACUUCAAAUUUUGAUCGGAGAACCACUGGAGCCUUAUUUUACCUGCAGAAAAUGGGCUGGGACUGGGAAUGGGCAAUCAAAGGUAUCACUGAUGAGAUUCCAAGGACGACGGGACCGGAGUGCAUCAAUUACAUGACCGAUAGGCGGCGAUGGAUAGAGACGGUUUUGCUGUCGGCCCUAUUCAUUUUCAUAAUGCACCGCUCGUGGCAGAGACUUGCGCCGAUCAAGCUCCCACCGCUCCAUGAGAUACAGAAGCCCCACAGCCCCACCAGGCUGUUUCUAUUAAUCGCCAUGUCCAUUAUUUUCGGCAUUGAAAUGGGUUUCAAGCUUUCAGGCCAAUCGAUGAUUUUCGCCCUGAAUCCCUGCCACGUGCAAACGUGUUUGCAGAUUUAUCUCCUGGCUGCCAAGCCAACUAAGAUGACGACAGCACUGUUUCGAAUUCAAAUGAGCAACCUGAAUGGACCUUUUCUUGCCUUCGUCUUCCCGGAAGUGGAGGGUCGUACCUAUCCAUUUGAGCAGGCAACUUACUGGAUUCAGCAUGCACUUCUCUAUAUAAUUCCGAUCUACAUUAUCCGAAGCGGCGCUUACACUGUUGAGGACUUGGGUGAACUCCAUUGGUCCCACAUAGGCACAGCCUUUAUGCUGUUCUACCACUUCGUUCUGCUAUCCCCGCUCUCCAUUUUUACAGGAAUUAAUCUGGACCACAUGCUUUGCGCUGCAAUGUCAGAUCCAUUCCAGGGUCCUAAUUACCGGCUGUUUGCCUGUUGCCACCAAGCAUUGCUCUGUCCUCUGCUAAGCAAGGGCACAGUGCUGCUUUUCGGGCGCGGGAGUCGAAACAGCGCCGCCCUAAAUGGUUCAGGCGGCAUGACAGAAACGGGGAACGACGCGCCUCAAUAUCACCAGCUCUCUGCGCCAGAGUACGCCACUCAAAAGGAGGCUACGGAGGCGCUGAUCCGGCACCGGUACAACACCCAGGCGACGGCUGCGGCGGGAGGAGUUCAUCAACAUGACGUGGGAGACAUUGCGGCUAUGACGGCGGAGUAUACAAUGCCCACAACUAAGAUAGACUAGUAUAGGGCCAGCCAGAGGGUUCUAGAAUGCGUACAGCGUCUAUUAUGCCUGUCAAUUCACGAAAUGCGUUUAGUUACACAUGGGUCUAUGCUUUACAGCUAGUUCUGAAAUACCAAGUAUUUGAAAGGUGAAUGUCUUAUACCAAAGACAUGUACAUACAUACAUAAAUAAUAACAAUUAAGGCUAAUUUGUAUGCUCAUCGAGGUUAUACUUCUAUCUGAAACUUAUACGCGUUCUAAAAGCUACAUAUUUUAUGUAUGGAUUUGUUUAGUGGACACCUGCGGCUCUUACUAUUGUGUCAUGUCCAAAGUUACGAAACAGCAAUAAAUUACAAUAGUGUACAUUUCGAUAGUUGUAAGAUAAUAGUGAUGAAAUAAUAAAUUGUCAAAUUCAAA